Molecule: messenger RNA, 2166 nt
Organism: Aspergillus homomorphus CBS 101889
Lineage: Eukaryota; Fungi; Ascomycota; Eurotiomycetes; Eurotiales; Aspergillaceae
Exons: 5
Coding region: 1-2166 (721 amino acids)
Cellular component (GO): mitochondrion
Molecular function (GO): flavin adenine dinucleotide binding; electron transfer activity
Source: RefSeq, a predicted model, not a curated record
AUGGGGUCUUCGACGGCAUUGACGACCAAGGUGACUGAGGGAACUCCUUACCAGCUCGACAAGAGCCAGACGACGCAGGUGGAGAAGGAGAAGUCUGCGACCAAGAAGACGCUGAUCGGCGACAACGACGAGGACUCGGAUGGCGAGGAGGACACGCCGCUCAACAACGAGGCCGUGUGGCUCGUUCUCACGACCAAGAAGCACGUCGUGGACAAGAACCGCCUGAAGCCCGGCAAAAUCCUCAUCCCGCACUCGCUGAACGCCUCGCCCUCGCUCAGCAUUUGCCUGAUCACCGCGGAUCCGCAGCGCGCGGCCAAGAACACCGUCGCCGACCCUGCCUUCCCGGAGGGCCUGCGCUCGCGCAUCGACCGGGUCAUUGGAUACACCAAGCUGCAGGCCCGCUACAAGAGCUUCGAGAGCCGCCGGAAGCUGCUCCAAGAGCACGAUGUCUUCCUGGCCGAUGACCGCAUCGUCAUGCGUCUGGUCCAGACCCUCGGCAAGAUCUUCUACAAGUCCAGCAAGCGGCCCAUCCCCGUUCGCAUCGCCAACAUCGAGAAGGAGGACGGCAAGAAGGUCAAGAAGAACGCCCGGGCUAAGAAGGUCGAGGACGGCGCCAAUUCCCUCGCCUCCCCGGCCAUCGUCGCCAAGGAGAUUGAGAAGGCGCUGCACUGCGCCCCCGUGCAGCUGGCCCCGGCCACCACGGCCGCCAUCCGGGUCGGCUCGUCCAAGUUCACCGCUGAGCAGCUGGCGGAGAACGUCGACGCAGUGGUCAAGGGCAUGACGGAGAAGUUCGUGACGAAGGGAUGGCGCAACAUCAAGGCGCUGCACAUCAAGGGCGCCAACACCAUGGCUAUGCCCAUCUGGUUGGCCAGCGAGCUUUGGGUUGACGAGGGUGAUGUUCUCGAGGAGGGUGCUGAGGAGGCGACCAAGGCCGUUGCGGGCAAGAAGCGCAAGCAGAUCAGCGCAGGCGACGAGGAGAAGCAGAUCGAGGCCCCCAAGAAGACCAAGAAGGCCAAGGCCGCCGAGGACGACGAGGACGCCUUGACGCUGGCCGCAAGGAAAGAGAAGCUGCAGAAGCAGAAGGCCAAGGCGCUGGAAGACGGAGCGGCGCCCACGAAAGCCGAGGCCGCAAGACACUCGGUGCUCCGCGCCGCGCGCGCCCAGAUCCUCCCCUCCCGCACAGCCAUCACCACCUCGGCACUCGCCCGCCUGCUCUCCACCCUGGCCGUGCUCGAACAGCGCGACGGCAAGCUCCAGGCCUCGUCGCUGUCCGCCAUCGCCGCGGCCCAGAAACUCGGCGGGCCCAUCACAGCCUUCGUGGCCGGCGCCAACGUGAAGGCGACCUCGGCAGCCGAGGCCGCUCAGAUCAAGGGCCUGGACAAGGUCGUGGCCGUGGAUAACGAGGCCUACGAGAAGGGCCUCCCCGAGAACUACGCCCCUCUUCUGGUCGAGAACAUCCAGAAAGGCGAAUACACACACGUGGUCGCGGGCCACUCUGCGUUUGGCAAGAGUCUGCUGCCGCGGGUUGCUGCGCUGUUGGAUGUGCAGCAAGUGUCGGAUAUCACGGGGAUUGAAAGCGAGGAUACCUUCAUCCGCCCCAUCUACGCCGGCAACGCAAUCCUAACCGUACAAUCCACGGACCCAAUCAAGAUCCUCACGGUGAGAGGCACCUCGUUCCAAGGCGUGGAAACCACGGGCGGCAGCGCAUCCGUAACCGAAGGCAGCGACCCGAAGACACCGGCACAAACGGAAUGGGUCUCGGAGGAGCUGGCGAAGUCGGAGCGGCCGGACCUGGCGACGGCGACGCGGGUGGUGUCGGGCGGACGGGGCCUGAAGUCGAAGGAGGAGUUCGACCGCGUGAUCGUGCCGCUGGCCGACACGCUGGGCGCCGCCAUCGGGGCCUCGCGCGCUGCCGUCGACAGCGGCUUCGCCGAUAACAGUCUGCAGGUCGGCCAGACGGGCAAGAACGUUGCUCCCCAGCUGUACCUGUGCGCCGGUAUCUCCGGGGCUAUUCAGCAUUUGGCUGGUAUGAAGGAUAGUAAGGUCAUCGCGGCGAUCAAUAAGGAUGCCGAUGCGCCGAUCUUCCAGGUUGCGGAUGUUGGGCUCAUCGGGGAUCUGUUUGAGAAGGUGCCGGAGUUGACGGAGAAGUUGAAGGGGCAGGUUUAG